UCCCCGGGGCUGGAGCUGGCUCCGCGUCCCGCCCGAGUGGGACGGAUCCUUAGGUUGGCGUCCUCUACCUGGGCCGCCUCCGACCCAUUGGGGGCGCGGAGGGAGGGGCUGUGAGCCUCUAGGCUAGCAAGCUUCGGGGGUUGCGGCGGCUCAGCGACAGGCGCACGUUCGGCCCGCGCUUCUGCCGCUUUGCUUGGGAGGGCUCGAACUGACGCCCCGGAAAUUUUAGGAAGACGUGAUUUUCAAAGCUAAUUAUGAAAACAUUUGUCAUUGGAAUCAGUGGUGUGACAAAUGGCGGGAAGACAACACUGGCUAAGAAUUUGCAGAAACACCUCCCAAACUGCAGUGUCAUAUCUCAGGAUGAUUUCUUUAAGCCAGAGUCUGAGAUAGAGACAGAUACAAAUGGAUUUCUGCAGUAUGACGUGCUUGAAGCACUUAACAUGGAAAAAAUGAUGUCCACCAUUUCCUGCUGGAUGGAAAGCUCAAGACACUCACUGGUAUCAACAGACUCUGGAAGCACCGAGGAAAUUCCCAUAUUAAUCAUCGAAGGCUUCCUUCUCUUUAAUUAUAAGCCCCUCGACACUCUGUGGAACCGAAGCUACUUUCUGACGAUUCCUUAUGAAGAAUGUAAGAGAAGGAGGAGUACAAGGGUCUACAAGCCUCCAGACGUCCCAGGGUACUUUGAUGGCCACGUGUGGCCCAUGUAUCUAAAGCACAAACAAGAAAUGGAGAACAUCACGUGGGAAAUUGUUUACCUAGAUGGAACAAAAUCAGAAGAGGAUCUCUUUUCACAAGUGUAUGAAGAUCUAAUACAAGAACUAGCAAAGCAAAAGUGUUUGCAAGUAACAACAUAAAGAUGGAGUGCACUGAAUCCUUCCUGGGAUGAAUUAGGAAACUCAAAGGAGGAUAUUUAAGAACCUUAGCCAAGAUACAAUAAGUACUUUGGUAUGAUAACAGCUGUUGGUUCGUUUGUUUGUGUUAUCACACAUGGUUUCCCCGACAUGUGAACAGUAAAUCGUUAUCCACACCACCGGACAGGAAUUUACCUUAAUGAGUUGUUCCUGCUCCAAGGAGUACAGAGAGCUAGCAUAGCUCACAAUGAGUCAGUUCCUCUGGACCAGUGAUUGUCAAACUUCUCUGAGUGGGACCCAGAGUACGAAAUAAGAUUUACACCACAAUCCAGUAUAUACGUAAC
Molecule: messenger RNA, 1195 nt
Organism: Leptonychotes weddellii (Weddell seal)
Lineage: Eukaryota; Metazoa; Chordata; Mammalia; Carnivora; Phocidae
Product: nicotinamide riboside kinase 1
Source: RefSeq, a predicted model, not a curated record